AUGAGUAUUGUGGACGAAAGUCAUUUAUCGCAGCGUGCAGAAGAGACGACGUUUUAUCAUGCGGAGAAUAUUACAUUUUCGAAGAAUUUCAGAGAGAAUCUUAUUCAAGCAUCUGAUGAUCUUCUCAACAGAUGUCUGAACGAAGAUGCUCAGUUUCUGGCAGAACUGGGCGCAACAUUAUCAGAAAAUUACCAUCACAAUGGUCAAGAAGAGAGUCUGGCGAAAUGCCCUACGAAUCUUCGCGAGCGGCUUAGAAUAAUUCAAGCGAGAACGAACAUUUACAAUUUUCAGUGUUCACAAGUUCAACUUUGUUUGAAAGAGUCGACUUGCAAUUCAGAAGAAGCCGAUUAUCUUCGGUUUUUGGCAGAGUACAGACAACUAGCGCGAAAUCUACCGGAGAAUUGGACAGAGCAAACUGCAUCCGAAGUCGGCAUUAUCACAACACAAGCUGGCUUCGGCCCCUUGAGACUCAAACUCGAACAGAAAGUCCUCAGUGGAAAUGCUGAUGCGUUUACUGUCUAUUUAUUAGGUCUUGCGUACAAAGCGGUUGGAGAUUUAGACAAGGCGAAACAGACGUUUAUAAAGGCGAUUACGCUGUAUUCCUACUUAUGGGGAAGUUUCAACUAA
This is a messenger RNA of Oikopleura dioica, 627 nucleotides long. NCBI's taxonomy places the organism in Eukaryota, Metazoa, Chordata, Appendicularia, Copelata, Oikopleuridae. The record is from the annotation of a GenBank genome assembly.